UAGAUUUAAGACCAGAAUGUGAAAAUGAUCAGUGAGCUCGUCUGUUCCUUGGGUAUAUAAGGAUCCUAGACAGAAGAGAAACACAGUCGAAGAGAAACACAUACCUACAACUUCAUUGAAACUUCACCACUUGCUUUUUUCCAUAACAGAAAUGAAUUUCCAUAUGCUCGCCCUGGUGGUGGUGCUCCUGGCGGGUCUGGAGCAGAGCUGGGCUGCCUCCUGUGUGGUGGACAGCUUCACAGUCAAGGAGGACUUUGAUCCCAAGAGAUACGCAGGGAAGUGGUAUGCUCUGCAGAAGAAGGACCCUGAGGGUCUGUUUCUCCAGGACAACAUCUCAGCGGAGUACACCAUCGGUGACGAUGGCUCCAUGGUCGCCUCCUCCAAGGGCCGUGUCACACUGUUCGGAUUCUGGGUUGUGUGCGCUGACAUGGCUGCCCAGUACACUGUGCCUGACUCUGCCAACCCUGGAAAGAUGUUCAUGAACUACCAGGGCCUGGCCAGCUAUCUGUCCAGCGGAGGUGACAACUAUUGGGUGAUUGACACCGACUAUGAAAACUAUGCCAUCACCUAUGCCUGCCGUACCCUGAAGGACGAUGGAAGCUGUGAGGAUGGUUACUCCCUUAUCUUCUCUCGUAACCCCCGUGGCCUGCCCCCAACCAUCCAGAGGAGCAUUCGCGCCAAGCAAGAGGAGAUCUGCAUGGCCGGACAGUUUGAGCCCGUGCUGCAGUCUGGAGCUUGCUAAACGUCUACCACAAAGGAACUUGUGCUGCCAAAGGAUCCCUACUGGCUUGGAGAGAGACACCUACUGACGACAGAGGGAAAUUGCAUGCAAAUGAUUUUUUUAUGAAAAUAAUUCUAUGCUCCCUUAAAUAGAAGGGCAUGAUGCCUGCACCUAACCUAAUCACUUAAAUUGAUUUAGAAAAAUGUAUUGAAUGUGGUGUACUGUACAUCACAGAAUUACCUAAAUCAAUAUUAACACCACAGUGUUGUUUCACUCAUUCACUCUUCAUCAGUUUGUGUUGGCGACAAUAAAACAUUUGAAAGAAA
Messenger RNA from Salmo salar (Atlantic salmon), 1047 nucleotides. Its product is annotated as purpurin. Gene Ontology annotation, molecular function: retinol transmembrane transporter activity; retinoid binding. The record is from RefSeq and is a predicted model, not a curated record. NCBI's taxonomy places the organism in Eukaryota, Metazoa, Chordata, Actinopteri, Salmoniformes, Salmonidae.